Messenger RNA from Dovyalis caffra, 579 nucleotides. The record is from the annotation of a GenBank genome assembly. NCBI's taxonomy places the organism in Eukaryota, Viridiplantae, Streptophyta, Magnoliopsida, Malpighiales, Salicaceae.
AUGGCCAAUAAUCCUACCGACGACGUUCAAGGAUUAACCGAUGUGUGGAGGAGACUUGAAGAACAUGGGACUUCUAUUCGCAAUAUAGAACAACAACUAACCAUAAUUACGGGACGAGUUGUAGGCUUUAUUUGCUAUAAAUAUGGAGAACAAGUUCAUCGUUCUAAUGAGUGUCCAAAAAGAAAAUUUGGUAAUAAAGUGGAGCAAACCGACGAAGUAUAUGGGGAAGAAGAGUGUAGACUCGAUAGGGAUGAAAGUGAUAAUUUGUAUGAAGAAGAUGCUUUUGUGGGUGUCAUUAGGAGGGAGAAUAUGUAUCGAAUCUUGAAAGAUGGAGUAAGGUUGGCUAAAGAGGCUCAAGAAAUUCAAAUGGAGGUAAAGAAGAGAAUUGAGAAAGCAAAUGCUAGGUACAAGGCCUAUGUUGACCCACGAAGGAGAGUACGGUUGUUUGAUGUGGGGGAUGAGGUCAUGGUGUUCUUGAAUCUUUCACCAUAUUUACAUGAUUGUGGACUAGGUUAUACCGAUAAGAACUCGAAGGCGACUUCUUUGCAAGUGGAGGAGGAUGAUGGGGCAUCAAAAUAG